AGACAUGGUGCUCGACUCGACGCCGCCGACAAAUCAUGGCAUCUAACAUCGCCCACACCUUAUGAUCCUCCACUCACCUACGGUGGUUGGAUUCAAUCAAGAGCACUCGGCCUGCGCAUUGCCAGUCUCUUACACGAACGCGAAAAGAGCAAGCCAUCGACGUCCACACCGCGAGCCCAACGCAGAAAACAUAAGGUCGUCAUUCAUUCCUCGCCAUUCCAGCGUUGCGUCCAGACGGGCAUCGGCAUCAGCGCUGGCUUGUCACAGUUCCAAGGCUUGCCGGCCGCCGCGCGAAAGAGCAGCGAUGCGCGCAUCAAAACACUUAGCCAGCUUCGUGGCUCUCCCAGUCUGAGACCCAGGGAUGCCUCUGCUUCUCCCCAAUUACAGCCUGUACCCGAGCAUCAUGAAGAGUCGCGCGAAUAUCCACGCAGCACGCCGAGGGAGCAGAAGGACCCCAUACCACAGAGUCGCACCACUCUCAGAGUGGAUGCAUUCCUGGGCGAGUGGCUAUCCCCAGACUAUUUCGAAAUGAUUACGCCGCCUCCCGAGAGCACCUUGAUGGUCACAGGUGCAAAGGCCGAGCUCCUUCGCCCAGCAGACAAGAUUGAGACCUACACACCAUCCUCCCCAGUCAUGUCAGGGGGCAACCUCUGGGGGACGCCUCCACCUGCCCGUCAGCAUUCACACUCAAUCAGCAACGUCCCGUCCCCUCCAUCACAAGAAACCAACGGUCCACUGGAAAACUGGCGCGUCUUCUCGCGCGACGUCCCUACAAGAGACCGCGGAAACAGCCUCGGUGCCAGCAAGGCUCCUGAAAACUUCAGACCUACCGACUCCUCUCUCGUGUCUCACAAGCACGACAACUCGCCUGGUUACACACCACCUACCCCAACCUAUGCUAUUUCUCCUGGCGAUCCUAUUCCUCGCGGCUAUGUUGCCCAUGCUCGUGACCAAUGUGUCAAGGUCGAUUACAAGUGGGACAGCAUGCGCGAGCCACAACGUUGGGGUGACGGUGGUCGUUUCGGGGAAGAAUGUAGCCAAAUGCACAAGCGGUUCCGUCAUGGCUUGUCAAGUAUGAUUGACUGGUAUGAUACAACCCAGUCAGAGUCAAAACAGCCCGCCCACGACAGCCAUGAAGCUGCACCCGCAGCGAUUGACGACGAUGAUGAAGAUCUUGUUGUGGUUUUAGUCACCCAUGGAGCCGGUUGCAAUGCUUUGAUCGGCGCCCUCACCAACCAGCCUGUGUUACUCGAUGUCGGCAUGGCCUCGCUCACCAUGGCCAUACGCAAGGAUGACGCAUCUGCCUCGUCGUCUACUAGCGAGCAUAUUUCACCCGUUAGCUCUAUGGAUUCCGGUCUAUCAUCUCAUUAUGACAUGAAGAUUGUUGCAUCUUCUGAGCAUCUGCGUCCUGGCGUUGAUCCUACCAAAGCGCCUGCACCUGCGACGGCUUCUCCCAAUUUGUCUGCUUCGCAGACCGUGCCUCAAUCACGGAGCCGCCGU
Molecule: messenger RNA, 1500 nt
Organism: Aureobasidium melanogenum CBS 110374
Lineage: Eukaryota; Fungi; Ascomycota; Dothideomycetes; Dothideales; Saccotheciaceae
Exons: 3
Source: RefSeq, a predicted model, not a curated record